Molecule: messenger RNA, 5425 nt
Organism: Thlaspi arvense
Lineage: Eukaryota; Viridiplantae; Streptophyta; Magnoliopsida; Brassicales; Brassicaceae
Source: the annotation of a GenBank genome assembly
CAAAAACUGUUAUGGACUACAAAUGAAAUCAACGAAACGGAUGGGAUGGGAUCGGACGGCUCUCGGCUGAACUUUUGAACCAGGAGCAAAAGUGGUCAAAUGACUUUGCCAUCAGGUCCGAGCUUUAUUCGUCACCUGGAUAUCAGAAAAACAGAAAAAGUCUAGAAAAAAAACACAAAAAAUAAAAACAAAACAAAUUUAAUUGGUUUAAAAAAUUCGCAGCAAAUCAGCUCUUUGUCUCUCUCUCUCUCUCUCUCUCCCUCUCGACUGAUCUAAUCCCUAAUCCGAUCAGGAAAGGGUUGAGAUUGAAGGGUGGACAUACUCUUGGUUGUCAUUCUUCGAGAGAUUUGUCGAAGGUCCUCGGCCUUCUUCUGGCUGAUUCCAAGAGACAGAAAUGCCCCUUAUUCAUCGGAAAAAGCCGACGGAGAAAGCGUCGACGCCGCCUGAGCAGCUGCCCGACGACGAUGAUUCUCAGAAGAAACCUCACGAUUCCCCGAAACCCCAUAAGAAAUCUGGGGGAGGAGCCGACAAGGCGAGAUGGUCGUGCGUCGAUUCAUGUUGCUGGUUCAUCGGUUGUGUCUGCGUCACGUGGUGGUUCCUGCUCUUCUGUUACAACGCCAUGCCUGCGAGCUUUCCUCAGUAUGUAACGGAAGCGAUCACGGGUCCUUUGCCCGACCCUCCAGGCGUUAAGCUGAAGAAAGAAGGUCUUAAGGCGAAGCACCCCGUUGUCUUCAUCCCUGGGAUUGUCACCGGAGGUCUUGAGCUCUGGGAAGGUAAACAGUGCGCUGAUGGUUUGUUUAGAAAGCGCCUGUGGGGAGGAACUUUCGGCGAAGUCUAUAAAAGGCCUCUAUGUUGGGUGGAACACAUGUCACUUGACAACGAAACUGGGUUGGAUCCUGCUGGUAUUAGAGUUAGAGCUGUUUCAGGACUCGUGGCUGCUGAUUACUUUGCCCCUGGCUACUUUGUUUGGGCAGUGCUUAUCGCUAACCUCGCACAUAUUGGAUAUGAAGAGAAAAACAUGUACAUGGCUGCGUAUGACUGGAGACUUUCCUUUCAGAACACAGAGGUGCGUGACCAGACGCUUAGCCGUAUGAAAAGUAGUAUAGAGUUGAUGGUUUCUACCAACGGCGGAAAGAAGGCAGUCAUAGUUCCGCAUUCCAUGGGGGUCUUGUAUUUUCUACAUUUUAUGAAAUGGGUUGAGGCACCGGCUCCUAUGGGUGGCGGUGGUGGACCCGAUUGGUGUGCCAAGUAUAUCAAGGCCGUGAUGAACAUUGGUGGACCAUUUCUUGGUGUUCCAAAAGCUGUUGCAGGGCUUUUCUCUGCUGAAGCAAAGGACGUUGCAGUUGCCAGAGCGAUUGCACCAGGGUUCUUAGACACUGAUAUAUUUAGACUUCAGACGUUGCAGCACAUAAUGAGGAUGACACGCACGUGGGACUCAACAAUGUCUAUGCUACCUAAGGGAGGUGACACAAUAUGGGGAGGUCUGGACUGGUCGCCUGAGAAAGGCCACAUCUGUUGUUGUGGGAAAAAGCAAAAGAGCAACGAGACUCGCGAGACAAAGCCUGUAAACUAUGGAAGGAUUAUAUCGUUUGGGAAAGAAGUGGCAGAAGCUCCGGUGUCCGAGAUUAAAAAUAUUGAUUUCCGAGGUGCGGUCAAAGGUCAGAGUGUCCCAAAUAACACAUGUCGUGACGUGUGGACAGAGUAUCACGAUAUGGGAAUUGGAGGGAUUAAAGCGAUUGCUGAGUAUAAGGUGUACACUGCUGAUGCAGUUAUAGAUUUGCUACAUUAUGUUGCUCCUAAGAUGAUGGCGCGUGGUGCUGCUCACUUCUCUUAUGGAAUUGCUGAAGAUUUGGAUGAUCCAAAGUACGAACAUCACAGACACUGGUCAAAUCCGUUGGAGACAAAAUUACCCAAUGCCCCUGAGAUGGAGAUCUUCUCAUUGUACGGAGUUGGGAUACCAACAGAGCGAUCAUACAUCUACAAGCUUAACCAGUCUCCUGACAGCUGCAUCCCAUUUCACAUAUUCACUUCUGCACACGAGGAGGACGAAGAUAGCUGUCUGAAAGCAGGAGUUUACAAUGUGGAUGGGGAUGAAACUGUACCGGUGCUGAGUGCCGGUUUCAUGUGUGCCAAAGCUUGGCGUGGGAAGACAAGAUUCAAUCCUUCAGGGAUCAAAACUUACCUUAGAGAAUACAACCACUCUCCACCGGCUAACCUGCUAGAAGGGCGCGGGACCCAGAGUGGGGCUCAUGUUGAUAUCAUGGGGAACUUUGCAUUGAUCGAGGAUAUCAUGAGGAUUGCCACCGGAGGCAACGGGUCCGAUAUAGGACAUGACCAGGUCUACUCUGGUAUAUUUGAAUGGUCCGACCGUAUUGACCUGAAGCUGUGAUUAUUUUGAUAUCUCUGGGCUGUCAGCUUUUGUGAAUCUAUUUCUUGCAAGACAGAUCAGCAUCAAUCAUUAAUCGUCAUCGUCAUGAUGCUCAACUCACAAGAAGCCUGAGAAUGAAUAUUUUGGUGGUGCUAUAUUUCUCAAUACCUUCGUUUAUAUUCUUAUUGAUGUAAAUUAUACGGUCCCCUAUUUUAUGUUUCGUCCGUCGAAAAGAUUAUGCAAAACUUGCUGGUCCAUGUUAUUUGUCUUUACGAAAGAAUCAAUAUAUGGAUUCAAACUAGCAUAUCAUGUAGAAUUUAUGUUAUGUUCUUGUGUGUGAUAAAAUUUGAUAAAGAAGGUCAGUUUUGAAAUGCGAAAAGAUCCUCUGUCUACAUGAACUCUGUAGUCUUUGUGACUAAGACCUAGAAGCCGGUUAUGAGCCGUCCACUUGCGAGUUUUGGCGAGCCACACGCAAGUGGCUCUGUGUGGUGUGGGUCUUAUUAGUUUGGGAGUCGAUAAGUCCAAGAGUCAAGACGUGGCUUAACCUGGUCCAUCUACUCCACACGAAAGCGCAGACUUAACCAAAAGCGGCUUCAUAAUCCUCGGAAUCAAACAACAGCUUCUCCUCUCCAACCAAAAUAAAUCCUUUUGCUCUCUCUCUUUCUCUCUAUCUCCUCUGUUCCUCGGCGGAGAGAAAUUGAAAUGGAGCUGAGCUUGAGCACUUCCUCCGCUUCUCCAGCGGUUUUGAGGAGACAGUCUUCUCCUCUGCUUCACAACCAACAAGUGCUCGGCGUUAGCUUUGCUUCCGCUCUUAAACCAGGAGGAGCUCUCCGAUUUCAUUCCCGGCGGCGUCCGCUUCAUCGUCCCAUCACUUGCUCCGCCUCUCCAUCAACCGCCGAAUCAUCCUCAGAGGUGAAGAAGAAGCAGUUGGUGAGGAGGAAUGACGUGAGGAAUAUAGCAAUUGUAGCACAUGUUGAUCAUGGAAAAACUACUUUGGUUGAUUCUAUGCUGAGGCAAGCUAAGGUAUUCCGAGAUAACCAAGUCAUGCAGGAGAGGAUCAUGGACUCAAAUGACCUCGAACGUGAAAGAGGAAUCACCAUUCUUAGCAAAAACACCUCUAUCACUUACAAAAAUACAAAAGUAAAUAUAAUAGAUACUCCUGGUCACUCCGACUUUGGCGGUGAAGUGGAGCGUGUCUUGAACAUGGUUGAUGGAGUGCUUCUUGUGGUGGACUCUGUUGAGGGACCAAUGCCUCAGACAAGGUUUGUUUUAAAGAAGGCUCUUGAAUUUGGACAUGCAGUUGUCGUGGUCGUGAACAAGAUUGACAGGCCUUCGGCUCGUCCUGAGUUUGUUGUCAAUUCCACUUUUGAACUAUUUAUUGAACUAAACGCUACAGAUGAGCAGUGUGAUUUCCAAGCGAUAUAUGCUAGCGGGAUCAAAGGAAAGGCAGGUCUUUCUCCGGAUGAUCUUGCAGAAGACCUAGGACCCCUGUUCGAGGCUAUCAUUAGAUGUGUUCCUGGGCCAAAUAUUGAAAAGGAUGGUGCACUUCAGAUGCUUGCCACAAAUAUCGAGUAUGAUGAACAUAAAGGACGCAUUGCUAUCGGGCGGCUACACGCAGGGGCACUGCGCAAAGGAAUGGAUGUCAGGGUGUGCACUUCUGAAGAUUCCUGUAGAUUUGCAAGAGUAAGUGAGCUUUUCGUUUACGAGAAAUUCUACAGAGUACCUACUGAUACAGUGGAAGCUGGAGAUAUUUGCGCUGUAUGUGGCAUAGAUGACAUUCAGAUCGGGGAGACUAUUGCUGAUAAAGUACAUGGAAAGCCUCUACCUACAAUCAAAGUAGAAGAGCCAACGGUGAAAAUGUCCUUCUCUGUUAACACCUCUCCGUUUUCUGGUCGUGAGGGGAAGUAUGUAACGAGCAGGAACUUGCGAGACCGUUUAAACCGUGAACUUGAAAGAAAUCUAGCUAUGAAAGUGGAAGAUGGUGAGACAGCCGACACAUUCAUUAUUAGUGGGCGUGGUACACUACACAUUACCAUCCUGAUAGAAAACAUGCGAAGAGAAGGAUAUGAAUUUAUGGUUGGACCCCCGAAAGUUAUCAACAAAAGGGUUAACGAUAAAUUGCUGGAGCCAUAUGAGGUAGCAACUGUUGAAGUACCAGAGAAUCACAUGGGGCCUGUUGUUGAACUUCUCGGCAAAAGGCGUGGACAGAUGUUUGAUAUGCAGGGUGUUGGGUCGGAAGGAACAGUCUUUCUGCGGUACAAAAUCCCAACACGUGGGCUUCUUGGAUUGAGGAAUGCAAUUUUAACAGCUUCCCGUGGGACAGCUAUCCUCAACACCGUAUUUGACAGUUAUGGACCUUGGGCCGGCGAUAUUAGCACCCGUGAUCUGGGCUCGCUGGUUGCCUUUGAAGAUGGAACAUCAACGUCGUAUGCUCUGGCAAGUGCGCAAGAGAGAGGGCAAAUGUUUGUAGGUGCAGGUGUGGAUGUAUACAAAGGUCAGAUAGUUGGGAUCCACCAGAGACCUGGCGACUUGGGCCUUAAUAUCUGCAAGAAGAAAGCAGCAACAAACAUACGCUCCAACAAAGACGUAACAGUGGUUCUUGACACUCCCUUGACUUAUAGUCUUGACGACUGCAUCGAAUACAUUGAAGAGGAUGAACUAGUGGAGGUUACGCCUCUUAGUAUUCGGAUGUGCAAGAAUCCUAAAAUGGCAAAGAAAGGCAGGUAAAAAAGAAGAACCCAUUUUUGCAGCUGGGUUUGUACGAAACUGAACAGCUUAUUUAUAAAAAAAAAAGUUAUGAAAUCUAGUUUCUAGUGUUAUACUAGUUUUCUAAUGUUAUUUAUAUAUAUAGGCUUGUUUGAUCCUUAUACAUCAUAAGUGUAUUAUUCUCAUAGCAAAGGGUGAGUCUUCAUGUAAUCCAAUUAAUGUUUUUGGAAAACCCGGUAUAAUGCUCUUUGUCCAACCUCAAUCUCUGAUCAUCUGAUGCUUCUUCGAAGCUGUACCAACUUCUGAAGUUAAAAUGGUGAAUCCUUUAUCAUAAAGUUUUUCGCAAUACAA